This is a messenger RNA of Merops nubicus (carmine bee-eater), 1463 nucleotides long. It is a transcript of the gene SCARB2, whose product is annotated as scavenger receptor class B, member 2. The coding region runs from base 15 to 1463 and encodes 482 amino acids. The record is from RefSeq and is a predicted model, not a curated record. Gene Ontology annotation, cellular component: cytoplasm; lysosome; membrane. NCBI's taxonomy places the organism in Eukaryota, Metazoa, Chordata, Aves, Coraciiformes, Meropidae. Gene Ontology annotation, molecular function: scavenger receptor activity. Gene Ontology annotation, biological process: receptor-mediated endocytosis; protein targeting to lysosome. The transcript has 12 exons.
CAGCAGCCAUAAUCAUGAAGUCCCUGUGCCUCGUCACCGUGGGGGUCCUGGCCAUGACGCUGCUCAUCGCCAGCAUCUCCUUGCUGGUAGCGCACGUCUUCCAGACCGUGGUGGACCUGCAAGUGAAGCAGGGAACAGUGCUGAAAAAUGGCACGGAAACCUUUGAAGCCUGGGAGGAUCCUCCUCCACCAGUCUACAUGCAGUUCUACUUUUUUAAUGUGACCAAUCCUUUAGAAGUGCUUCAAGGUGAUACUCCUCUUGUAGAGGAAAUAGGGCCGUACACUUACAGAGAAUACAGGCCAAGAGUGCACGUUCAGUUUUUGGACAACGGAACCAAAGUGUCUGCUCUGAAUCCAAAGACAUACAUAUUUGAACCUCAGAAGUCAGUUGGAAACCCUGAAGUGGACCUGAUUAGAACAAUUAAUAUUCCUGCAGUGACUGCCAUGGAGUGGACCAGGUCAACCCCUCUUCAGUUUGCCACAGAGGUGCUGCUGCUCCUGUAUCAAGAAUCCCUGUUUACAGUUCACACCGUUCAUGAGUUACUGUGGGGCUACAAAGACAAGCUCCUGUCAGCCAUUCAUAUUCUGCACCCGGAGAUCGAUCCAGUGUUUGGUUUAUUUAACAAGAUGAAUGGAACUGAUGAUGGAGAAUAUGUUUUUCUGAGUGGGGAAACAGACUACCUUAACUUCUCAAGGAUUGUGGAAUGGAAAGGAAAAGAGUCAUUGAGCUGGUGGACAACAGAGACAUGUAACAUGAUCAAUGGAACAGAUGGGACAUCCUUCCACCCGCUCAUCAGCAAAGAUGAGAACAUUUAUAUCUUUUCUUCUGAUUUCUGCAGAUCCCUGUACGUGGUGUACGACAGCUCCGGCAGCGUGGCGGGCAUCCCGACGUACCGCUUCGUGCCCUCCGCCAUGGUGUUUGCCAACACCAGCGUCAACCCGGACAACGCCGGCUUCUGCGUCCCGCCGGGGAACUGCCCUGGCGCGGGCGUCCUCAACGUCAGCGUCUGCAAGCAAGGUGCUCCAAUAUUUCUGUCAGCUCCACAUUUUUACCAAGCAGACCCAAAAUUCAUAGAGGACAUAGAGGGCAUGCACCCAAAAAAGGAAUAUCAUGAGACAUUUCUGGACAUCAACCCUCUGACAGGGCUUGUCCUGCAAGGAGCCAAGCGGAUGCAGAUCAAUGUUCAUGUCAGAAAACUACCAGAGUUUUUUGAAACAGGCAACAUCCGAACACUGAUUUUCCCAGUGAUGUAUGUAAACGAGAGUGUUCUGAUUGAUGAAGCAUCUGCCACCAAACUCAAGCAUGUCCUGCUGGAAGCUAGUGUUGUAACUGGAAUCCCCUUUGUAAUCAUGGCUCUAGGAAUUAUUUUUGGGAUUGUUUUUAUUGUGCUUGUGUGCAGGUCCCGGGGAAUUAGUGAAGAGGGUACUGAAGAUGAAAGGUCCCCACUCAUCAGGACGUCUUAG